Messenger RNA from Lolium rigidum, 1089 nucleotides. Its product is annotated as BTB/POZ and MATH domain-containing protein 2-like. Gene Ontology annotation, biological process: protein ubiquitination. The record is from RefSeq and is a predicted model, not a curated record. Gene Ontology annotation, molecular function: protein binding. Lineage: Eukaryota; Viridiplantae; Streptophyta; Magnoliopsida; Poales; Poaceae. The transcript has a single exon. Bases 1 to 1089 code for a protein of 362 amino acids.
AUGGCCCAGAACACGGUUAAUCAUGGCGAGGGCCUCCGGCUACCGGAGACAUCGUCCCGUUGCGUCACGGAUGGGGCGAUCCACAAUUUCGAGCUAAACAACUGGGCACUGCUGGAAGGCCUGGGCGUCGGACAGUUCGUUACCUCCAGCAACUUCAACGCCGGCGGCUACGAUUGGAAUAUCAAGUUUUACCCAGACGGAGACAGAAAGGAUAUUGCCGGCUAUGCGUCAGUUUUCUUAUCUUGUCUCAACCCUCAGGCCAAGAACCGCAUCAGGGCAAAGUACACCUUAACCAUGCAGGACGAUCAAGGCAAGAUAUAUGCAAGCAGUCAGGGAAAGGGAAUCAUCUUUUCUCCCGAAACUCCUUCCUGGGGCUACCCGAAAUUCGUAGAGAAAUCGAAGCUGGAAUCCUCACCUCACCUCUAUCUAACGAUAAGGUGGGUCCUCUUUGUGAUCAAAGAACCACCCGCUGAGUGCAAUAGAAAUCCUAUUGUGGUUCCUAUGGCAGAAUUACCCGGUCAUCUCGAGCGCAUCCUCGAGAAUGGGACAUGCGUGGACGUCACAUUCCUCGUGGGUGGCAGUGAAUUUAAGGCACACAGUCUCAUCCUGGCCGCGCGGUCGCCUGUGUUUGAAGCUCAGCUAUUUGGUACAAUGAGGAAUAAGAAUACGCAACAUAUAGUGGUCGAUGACAUGGAGCCAGCCAUAUUUGAGAUGCUUCUUCACUUCAUAUACACAGAUUCUCUGUCACCAUGUAACGAAGAAGAUUACGAUGUCGCCACGAUGCAGCAUUUGCUAGUUGCGGCAGAUCGGUAUGGCUUGGAUAGACUGAAGGUCAUGUGUGAAGAUAAGUUGUGCAAUAGCAUUGGCGUGAAGACUGUCACAAGUACAUUGGCGCUAGCUAAUCAGCACUACUGUGAGCGACUGAAGGAUGCAUGCGUGAACUUUAUGUCGAAGCCGGGAGUAACAGGUGCUGUCCUCUUAUCUGAAGGGUUCCAAAGCCUCAUUGCACGCUGCACCCCGCUUGUUUUCGAGAAGGACAAGAAGGACAAGGAGGUGCCUGCUAAGAGGAAGUUAGACAAAAUAGGUUAA